Messenger RNA from Centruroides sculpturatus (bark scorpion), 1568 nucleotides. RefSeq lists its product as uncharacterized. The record is from RefSeq and is a predicted model, not a curated record. Gene Ontology annotation, biological process: regulation of synaptic transmission, cholinergic; positive regulation of voltage-gated potassium channel activity; sleep. NCBI's taxonomy places the organism in Eukaryota, Metazoa, Arthropoda, Arachnida, Scorpiones, Buthidae. The transcript is spliced from 3 exons. The coding region runs from base 156 to 590 and encodes 144 amino acids.
GCAUGCGUAAAAGUGCUGGGAUUUCAGGAAGAUACACUCUGAAGGUCGGUGCUAUGUGAACACGCCGUGUCCCAACGGAAUCUAGAAAUUUAUCCAAACCAAAACGAUAAAAAAUUACAAAUCUUGACAAUUAAACGUGUCGGACAAUCGCUAAGAUGAUAACCACAUUACUGUACAUUGCCGGAGGUACUGUGAUUUUCUUCAGCCUUUUCCAUACAGGUAACGGCAUCGUUUGUUGGGAAUGCAACUCUCAUUACGAUGCACACUGUGCUGAUCCAUUUAAUAAUCGUACUUUAUCUUCUAUUGAUUGUAAUUCGCGUUUCCUGCCUCAUUAUCCUAACACACCUGCCACAAUCUGUCGAAAAAUUAUUCAGAAAGUCAAUGACGAAUACCGCUACAUCAGAGGAUGCGGAUGGAUGACUGAUGAUCGAGAAGGAAUUGAUUGCAUCAAGCGAGCGGGGACAUUCCACGUUUUCGUCCAAUAUUGCAGCUGCCAGACAGACUACUGCAACUUAGCACCUGCUAAUCAACCCAACAGUUUAACAAUAAUUCUCGUAAUGAUUUUUGCCUCGUUAAUAUCCUUGUCGUGAAUUCAUAUCACCUUAAAUAAGGAUAUAAAGUAAGAGGGAAAAAAUAGAAGAACUCAUUUCUAGUGAUGGCGUAGAAAUUCCCAUUUUUUGAUCCCUACUAUGGUUGAAAUUUGUUUACCCCGGAUGCUUACCCACCAUUGAAGAGAUAUACAACGAAAAAAAAAAAGUUUACCCUCUCCUUUAGCUUUCUAUAGUUCGUGAUGUUUAGCCAAAAUUUGUAGAUAGUGCCAUGCUGUCGAUGCUGCCAUCUUUAGUCAUGUAUAAGUGUCCUCAGACAAGCAUGGAAUGUAAACUGUAGAAAAUGAGGAAAAUUUUUUCCUAUAAAUGUAGAUAGACCGUCCCAUGGAUAAGGCUUCUAAUUGGUGGUUUAAUGAUUUAAUGGUUAACUCAGGUUGUUGCUCUAGCAGCAUUUUGAUCAGGCGAAGAAAAUGCUAUCGAGGAGAUGUACGUUGUUAAAAGAAUACUAAAAAAAAAAUAUAUAUAUAUAUAUAUUUCAGAGAUAAGAAAUAUAAAAUUACUAAAUUCUUUAAACAAAGCAACACGCUGAGAUCUAAUUUAUAUAAUGAAAAAAUAAUAAUAAUGAUUAAACUAAGUAAAGAGCUUUCAAUACACACGUAUAAGAAAAUCAAGUAAGAAAUAUUAACAUUAAUAGAUAUAUAUUUUUUAAUGUAUUAAGCUUUAAAUUUAUUCAUGUUUCUUGAGUUAUAAACUUGUAACAACGCUAUUAAUUUAAAGUUUCGAAUUUUACAUCCCUGUUAUCUUAAUUAGUUUCUUAGUUAAAAGCAAAUUAAUUUCGUUGCAAAUGCAGUUAGCCUAUAUACAUUUGCUGUUGAUCGAUCUAAGAGUUUAAAAGUCGUAAACCAAACAGACGAAUGUAAAUAUUUGAAGCGAUUAAAUUACCGCGUAAAAAUAUAGUAUAUAUAUAUACAUAUAUACCGAAAUUGAUGUUUAGUACUUUUUAAAAUUUAAAAAAUUAAA